AUGACGGACACGCGGUUUCGCGGGUUUGGGCGAUACCCUAAACCAGCGCUGGCGCCGCUGCCCGUUACUGGUGCAGACAAUCCUCAGGGCGUGUUUGACCCGACAGCAAGCGCCAACACCGCAACGGCAACAAGUCCCAACACAGCCGCCAACACGAGAACGACGGUGCUGCAAGACACAACAGCAGCUCCGGCAGCACGCAAGGGCAUCGCGGGGUCGAAGAACAAAUGGAAGGCCGCAGAGACAAAGGACCGCGCGUCGCGGUUCGCACGCGUCACAAAGAUGCUGCAGGACAGCAUGGGCCGAGAGCGCAAGGAGAAGAUCCGCCGGAAGCGGCUCGCCAUGCAGAUGAUCGGCUUGCGCAGCUUCAAGGCCGAUGGCAGUAGCCCAGAUGAACAGAAACAGCACAGCGACAAGCCGCGUGACAGCGCCGAUGGCACGGCACCCGAAAGAGGAGGUUCUGACAGCAAUAAGGGCGGUAGCAGUGGAGACAGCAAGGACAGCACAACCGGAGAAGCCGUGAAGCCCCGCGUGAUCAUGUUCUCGCUUCCCGAUAACCAUCGCAGCGCCUCUGGGCGGUCAUCCGCGCCCACCUCAGCUACAAACCACCGACGCCACGCUGCGCGAUAUCGCAGCACCAGCGGUUCCGCCCACAGCGGCGGUGUGCGUGGCAGCCGCCCAUCUUCCAUGCCGCCUGUUCAUGCGCAGGCGCCCAAAUCGUUGUGGAAAGGCGGUGGCGCGAUGGGCCCAAGCGACCGCGAAGCAGAGGAGGCGCAGCUCAUCCUGGACGCCAACGUCAUCUUCGGCAUCUGCGGUCUUGUGGACCGGACGUCCGACGUCGCCGCCGUCCGCCUGACCGACCUCGAUCUCGUGGACGCGCGCGCACACGAGUUGGCGCAGUUCAGCCAGCUGCAACGGGUGGAGGCCGCAGAGAACAGGCUGCAGCUGCACCACUUUGCGGCGUUGCCGCGCCUGCGUGUGCUGGAACUGCAGUCCAACCACCUGCGCACGCUGCAGCCACAGCCCAUCGGGGCAUUUGAGCACUUGCAGGUGCUGAGCCUUGCCCACAACCGCUUGAAGGGCGACUGCAUCUCUGUGCUGGCGGCGUUUCCCAACCUCAGAUCCCUGGACCUGAGCAACAACCACAUCUCCUCCUUCCCCGUGCACGUGGAAAAGCAACAAGGCAGCGGUGAAGCAGCGCAACAAAGCUAUGGCGGACAAGGGUGGGAACAGUGCUAA
Messenger RNA from Salpingoeca rosetta, 1239 nucleotides. RefSeq lists its product as uncharacterized. Bases 1 to 1239 code for a protein of 412 amino acids. Gene Ontology annotation, cellular component: nucleus. The transcript is spliced from 2 exons. Gene Ontology annotation, molecular function: protein binding. The record is from RefSeq and is a predicted model, not a curated record. NCBI's taxonomy places the organism in Eukaryota, Choanoflagellata, Craspedida, Salpingoecidae.